Messenger RNA from Striga asiatica, 885 nucleotides. Lineage: Eukaryota; Viridiplantae; Streptophyta; Magnoliopsida; Lamiales; Orobanchaceae. The record is from the annotation of a GenBank genome assembly.
AUGGGAGUGACCCAUUCUCCUGUGGAUCUCUCUAAGCCGAUACCAAGAUGCACUUCUAUGAAGCUGAUGGAUCAACAAGUCUUGGUGACAUUUCAAUAUGAAAGGUUAGUCAACUUAUGCUUUUAUUGGGGGAAACUAGGACAUCUUGAUCGCUCUUGUGUCAAGAGACUAGCUGAUAUUGAUCAAGGAUGCUUAAAAGAAGGACAGUACGGCGAUUGGCUCAGAGCUAUUGAGAGUGGUGGCAUCCUUCGUAAUUCUCAAAGAGCUAGUUUCAACAGUACUCCUCCUAGAUCAGAUAACAAUGAUCCAAUGCGAGGCACAAAUGGUAAUCAGGGGUCAUCUAGCAAGGAUAACUUCACUAGCAUGAUUGGAAAGCAGGUUUCUCCAAUGAAGAACUCACCAGUCAAUGUGCCGGGAGAUCUCAAUCCUUAUCACCCUAUUGAAAAAGGAAUGACUAGUCAUGGUAUUCACAGUGAUAGCUUGUCUAAGCAAUUAAUCCCAGCAGAGGAAGCUCAAGCAAAGGACAGUGACAGUUUACAAAUCAUUUGUUCUGAGAUACAUGUUACAACUGACCUUGCCAUGGCUGAAAUUAUGCCAGAAGAGCUACUAGUGACUCAAGCUCCAGAAUCUGUGCCUAAAGCCACAUCAACCAAGUUAAGAGGAUGGAAGAGAGUCAAAGAUCAAGAAGGCAGACUCACAAAAUUUCAGCCUGAGUUAAUUGAAGAAAGCACUAAAGGACAUCUGAAGAGGGGUAGACUCCUUAUCCAGUCAAACACAGAAGGUCAAGAAAUUGAAAACCAACUGACAAGAAACAGGAAAAAGUCCAAGAUAGUCGUGAAUAAGGUGGAGGAAGCCAGCCUCAAAUGGCCCCAAGUGGAUCAAUGA